Molecule: messenger RNA, 525 nt
Organism: Saccoglossus kowalevskii
Lineage: Eukaryota; Metazoa; Hemichordata; Enteropneusta; Harrimaniidae
Product: electron transfer flavoprotein regulatory factor 1-like
Biological process (GO): respiratory electron transport chain
Cellular component (GO): mitochondrion
Source: RefSeq, a predicted model, not a curated record
CUUUACGACAUAUAAACAAACAUGGCUGCCAUAGCGAAAAGCGAAGCUGGAUUCAUGUAACGGUAUUACAUUAACGACGUACUCGUCAGGGUACUCGUAUUGGUUGGCUACGAAUCUAAUUAUUUUGAACGAGUGUAAGCCAGCAUGGCAAACAAUGAACUGAGAUACGCUGUAAAGCAGCUUUAUAAAAAUCUUAUUUUUCUUGGGAGAGAAUAUCCUAAAGGAGCAGACUAUUUUCGUGAGAGAUGUCAUCGUGCAUUUAUGAAGAAUAAAGAAUUGACUGAUCCAGAACAAAUAAAUGAACUUAUUGGCAGAGGGGAGUACAUUAUCAAAGAGUUAGAAGCACUCUACAUGUUGAGAAAAUAUAGAGCAAUGAAAAAGCGGUACUACGAUACACAAUGACGGAGAAGGCUGCGUUAACAAUGACGGAUAAGACUACAUGAACAAAUGACAAUACAAUAGUUUAUUUUUUUCAUGGAGUUGACAAAUUUUUGUGAAUUUUUUGAGAGAAAAUUAAAACGACAU